AGACUCGGGCAUGCCAAUUGCUUAUGAAAAUGAGGGGGGAUCACUUUUAUAUAUUUGCCCGGAUAAUAUUUUAUUUUUUGAUGAGUUUAGGGUGGGUUGUAUUCCCUUCUCAAAAGUUGUUUUCUGCUGAUGGGUUGGUGUAACCUGAUCCAUGUCCUGGAAAAGAGUGCGUGCGUGUGUGUGUGUGUGUGUGUGUGUGUGUGUGUGUGUGUGUGUGUGUGUGUAAUUUGCUCUUGGUGCUAUGUGAAGCUGAAAGUUAAUGGGGGCGACAAGGAAUUGGGGGCAGCAGGCUAACCGUCCCAACCUGGAGCCUGCUCCAACCAGGUUGUGAGAUGCAAGGAGAGGUUUCUUCCUAAGACAGUUUUGUUAGUCUUAAAAGUUUCGCGAGUGUGUUUGCCAUCCUCUGCCUGCCAACCUGGAGCAAGGACUGUAAAGGCUGCUGUCUGAAGCGAGUUCCCGGGUGUAAUGAUCCCAGGGACUCUGGAAGGUGGGUUGUGAGCACAGGACCCCUGCAGCGCGCUGCCUUUGCACCUCUGUGCAGGCUGCAGCCGCAAAGAGCUGGCGUCAGUAGAGUCACUGCCACCAGUCUCCAUGAACUGGGGUGGGUGGAAAUUGUGGCAAGCCAAACUGUCCUCAGCUCUGGACACACUCGUGAUUAUGAAAUCAACCAGGCUCAAAGUUCUGAUGGAACUGCAGAGUCUUGAGCGCUGAGCGGGUCUCAGGUAUGGAUCUUUGGCGGGUGUUCUUAACCCUGGCACUGGCAGUCUCCAGCGACAUGUUUCCUGGAAGUGGGGCUACACCAGCUACUCUUGGCAAAGCUUCCCCGGUUCUGCAAAGAAUUAAUCCAAGCCUGAGGGAAAGUUCCUCUGGAAAGCCUCGAUUCACCAAGUGUCGUUCCCCUGAACUGGAGACCUUUUCAUGCUACUGGACAGAAGGGGAUGAUCAUAAUUUAAAGGUCCCGGGAUCUAUUCAGCUAUACUAUGCUAGAAGAAUUGCUCAUGAAUGGACCCCGGAAUGGAAAGAAUGCCCUGAUUAUGUCUCUGCUGGAGCAAACAGCUGUUACUUCAACUCAUCGUAUACCUCCAUUUGGAUACCCUACUGCAUUAAGCUUACUACAAAUGGUGAUUUGUUGGACGAAAAGUGUUUCACUGUUGAUGAAAUAGUGCAACCUGAUCCGCCCAUUGGCCUCAACUGGACUUUACUAAACAUCAGUUUGCCUGGGAUCCGUGGAGAUAUCCAAGUGAGUUGGCAGCCACCGCCCAGUGCCGAUGUUCUGAAGGGAUGGAUAAUUCUGGAGUAUGAAAUUCAGUACAAAGAAGUAAAUGAAACAAAAUGGAAAACGAUGAGCCCGAUAUGGUCAACAUCAGUCCCACUGUACUCACUGAGACUGGAUAAAGAGCACGAAGUGCGUGUGAGAUCCAGACAACGGAGCUUCGAAAAGUACAGCGAGUUCAGUGAAGUACUCCGUGUAACGUUUCCUCAGAUGGACACACUGGCAGCAUGUGAAGAAGAUUUCCGGUUUCCAUGGUUCUUAAUUAUUAUCUUUGGAAUAUUUGGAGUAGCAGUGAUGCUAUUUGUAGUUAUAUUUUCAAAGCAGCAAAGGAUUAAGAUGCUGAUUUUACCCCCAGUACCAGUUCCAAAGAUUAAAGGGAUUGAUCCAGAUCUUCUCAAGGAAGGAAAAUUGGAGGAGGUGAACACCAUCUUGGGCAUUCAUGAUAACUACAAACCCGACUUCUACAAUGAUGACUCCUGGGUUGAGUUCAUUGAGCUGGAUAUUGAUGAUGCGGAUGAGAAGACUGAAGAGUCAGACACCGACAGACUUCUAAGCGAUGACCAGGAGAAAUCAGCUGGUAUCCUUGGAGCAAAGGAUGACGAUUCUGGACGUACCAGCUGUUAUGACCCUGACAUUUUGGAUACCGAUUUCCACACCAGUGACAUGUGCGAUGGUACCUCGGAGUUUGCUCAGCCGCAGAAGUUAAAAGCAGAAGCUGAUCUCUUGUGCCUUGACCAGAAGAAUCUGAAGAACUCGCCUUAUGAUGCUUCCCUUGGCUCUCUGCACCCCUCCAUUACCCUGACAAUGGAAGACAAACCACAGCCACUUCUGGGCAGUGAAACUGAGUCAACCCACCAACUCCCCUCUACACCAAUGAGCAGUCCCGUGUCACUGGCAAACAUUGACUUUUAUGCCCAAGUAAGCGACAUUACACCAGCAGGUGGUGUAGUCCUUUCUCCAGGCCAAAAGAUUAAGGCAGGGUUAGCCCAGGGCAACACCCAGCUGGAGGUGGCCGCGCCCUGCCAAGAAAAUUACAGCAUGAACAGUGCCUACUUCUGUGAGUCAGAUGCCAAAAAGUGCAUCGCUGCGGCCCCUCACAUGGAGGCCACGACAUGUGUAAAACCAAGCUUUAACCAAGAGGACAUUUACAUCACCACAGAAAGCCUUACCACUACUGCCCGAAUGUCCGAGACAGCAGAUACCGCUCCAGAUGCUGAGCCUGUCCCAGACUACACCACGGUUCACACCGUGAAGUCCCCAAGGGGCCUUAUACUCAACGCGACUGCUUUGCCUUUGCCUGACAAAAAGAAGUUUCUCUCCUCAUGUGGCUAUGUGAGCACAGACCAACUGAACAAAAUCAUGCAGUAGCCUUUCCUAUCUUUAAUGGCAAAAGAAAUGACUGGGCACGAACGCCUAAACCAAAACUAUGUUUUAAAUCUGUGUUGGGAGAGCGUGAGAGUGAAUGUGGAUUCAAAAAUACCUUUUCUGGAAACGUCGAAACAUUAUCAUAACGUGGAAAAUCAAGAAUAUGUAAUCAGAUAGAUACUCCCAUUGUGAAUUUUAAAUAUUUUAAAGAAUCGUCUUUAAGACUGUUUAGUGGCAGUGAUUGUCUGUGCUGUGGGUCUUAACUUUGUGAUACUAAGUAUUAAAUAGCUACGUUUUUCAUGUAUGUAGAUCAUGCUUUUUUGAAAAAGCAAAACAAUCAGGUGGCUUUUGCAGUUCAGGAAAUUGAAUGCAGAUUUUAGCACAGACUGAUUUCUUUUUCCUUUUUAAAUAGCUAGGAGCUAAAACUCUAGGGGAGAAGGUAAAACUAGUUUGGAUAUGCAAAACAUUUAUUUUGACAUAAAAUUGAUAAAGAUAUUUUUAAUAAUUUACACUGUAAGCAUGAGUAUUUUAUAAUACACUACAGAUAUAUUGUAGUUCACAACAAUCCAUCUACGGAUGUAACAACUACAAUGUGUAGAGGGGUUGAUGCUUUGGUCAAUGAACCUAAAGAAAAAUGAACAAGUUAGAUUUUUACAAAGCCCUUUUUUAUAACUCCCAAAACUUCUUAAAUCUAAAAAUGUCUGCAUUAUUGGAACAAACCCAUUUUAAAUUUGUAAAUGAAUAUUUUUUUAAUUUUGAAAACUUUAAUUUUUUAUACAAAUUAACGUAUCAUACACCAAACAGUAACAGAAGUGAUUAUAAUAAUGGAAGAAACAGUUUCUUCACCAAAUUUCCAUUCAAGCCACAAGGCUGUGUGUAAGAGAAGUAGAAGUGAUGUGGUGUGACUGGCUAGGAUAAAGGAGAUCUUCAGGAGCACAUGGGUUUAGAGAGCCCAGGGAUCAGGAAAAGGAGGCUCUCACAUCUGAGCAGUGCUGUCCUUUCAAACACAGCUUGGCUUUUAUAGUAACCUAAGAAUUAAUGCAUACAAGGAGGAGUUUCACAUGUGUGAAAUCCAAUAGCAGAUGGGUUAAAGUUAAACAAGUUAUAGCACAGGAAAUUAAAGACCUAGAUCUUUGUUUCGCAGUCAGACACAUACUUUUAAUUCAGGGAGAAAAGGGACAGAAUAAAUGACUUCACAGUCACAAGGCACACCUCAGAAGUAGUUAAACAAGUAACAGAAACCUUGUUAUCAAACCUUUAAUAAGAUGUAUUUUAAAUAGUAAGCAGUAUUUCAUUGCUUCUUACCCUCCCAGAGAGAUUGAUCUCAAAUAAGGUAGGAAAACAAACAAUAUAAAAAUCACUUUAAUUAUGUAAUAACAUAGACACAGCUCUUUGGGUUAGCCCCCCAAAAGAUUUAUGAGAGAAGGAGGACUUUCAGCCAACUGAAGAAUACUUCUCAUUUUAAGCACUUUUUAGAUGCUUGAAACUUUAAAAUUACCUUUAACUUUCAAUGAUAUUUACCAUUUUGCAGAGACCUUUGUGGGGAAACAGGCUUAAUGUUUAGUGGUUUUUAAAUCUCUUUCAUGCAGGAGAGACAGUGAAAAAUUUAGACUUGGGUGUUUAAGGUUCACUGUGUUAUUCUGUAGUAGAUUUUAAUAGAUUUUUUUCUGCUACCUUGCUGCUAUGGUUUCCCCAAUGGCUACAUGAUUUAGUUCAUAUGAAGUAUCAUCAACUUAGAACCUAUUCAGCUUAAAGAUGUGUGUUUUGAUGAACUAUCUUACCAUUUCACCAUAGGCUGACCACGUUGCUAUAGCCAAAAAUAGCUAAAUACCUCAAUCAGUCCCAGAAUGUCAUUUUUGGUACUUUGCUGGCCACACAAGCCAUUAUUCACCAUGUGACUAGUUGUGUCCUGCAGUCUGUAUUUAACUUUCUUUUAUGUCUGUGGAUUUUUCCCUUCAAAGUUCAAUAAAUUUAUUUUCUUGGA
Messenger RNA from Rattus norvegicus (Norway rat), 4622 nucleotides. Lineage: Eukaryota; Metazoa; Chordata; Mammalia; Rodentia; Muridae. The record is from RefSeq and is a predicted model, not a curated record.